ACCAAUAUCGUAGAGCAUUCACUACGGCGUAGACGCGCUACGCAGCCUCCAGGGAGAACUUAGUCCGAGUUUAUAGUGAAUAUCAAGCUACGCAACAAUGAAUCACCCUCGAUCCAUAGCGAUGCUUGCUGCGCUGUGGCUGGUUGUUAGUGUCACUUCAACUCCUGUCCGCCGUUCGCCUGACCUUGAAGCUCGUCGUCGCAGUGCUAUCGACCGCAGCAUGAUCAGAUUCGGAAGAUCCACUCUGCCCGUCGUACCUCCAGCGCAGCCCAGCUUUUUGCAAAGAUACAGCGCGUCUCAGCCAGCGGCCCUUACUGCAGAUGACCUUAUGACUUUCCUCCGAGCCUACGAAGAGGAUUACAGCAGUCCCGUGUCCAAAAAGUCGGCUAGUUUUGUGCGAUUUGGUCGCGACCCUAGCUUUAUCCGGUUCGGAAGGUCAGUCGAUGAAGAAAACUCUGGUUAUCAAGCUGAAACCAACACUUACCCCCAACGGAGGCACAGAGCUCGCAAUCACUUCAUCAGGCUCGGAAGGGACAAUGAGCUCAGCGAAUCCAACGAUGAAGACAGAUAUGAAGUAGAAAGCGAAAGAACAAAAAGAUCCGUUGUUGACCCUUGCAAUGAUUGCGCUUAAAAUUUUAUCCGACAGAACCAAUUAAAAGUUAGCAUGUCAUAUGUUUCUAUUACAUUAUUACUAAAUGUGAAAUAUGUAGGUACAAAAAACCUCUGGUAGAUAGAUAAAUCCUAAAACUAUGUUAGGAGUUGUGUAACUAUUGAUGAUUUAAAAUGUAUUCAAGAACUCAGUAUUAAUUUUAAUAUAAGACAAUUAAUUUUUACCUUUAUAACUAGAUGCUUUUCAAAUCGGAAUACACUUAAAAAUCACUUAAAACGUUUGUUUCAUUAAGGUUAUUUUGCUGAAUAAACCAAAUUCGUUAUGUCUAAACAACUAUUAUAAAUUCUUAUAUAACUUCACUUUCAUUUAAAUGUCGCUGUUAAUUUCUCUAGUGUCAGCAUCUCAAGUCGAAGGCUGGGUUCCAAGAGGACUUAAGACGCUUAUACUAUGUUUAAUAAUAUAAUAAAUAAAGAUUAUACUUAAAAUAUGUAUAUUUAUAAAAUCUCGAUAUUAUAAGAUGUAGUGUGUACGAAUUGUUAAAAGAUCACUGAAUAAAGAACAUUUAUUGUG
Molecule: messenger RNA, 1180 nt
Organism: Bombyx mori (domestic silkworm)
Lineage: Eukaryota; Metazoa; Arthropoda; Insecta; Lepidoptera; Bombycidae
Gene: Fa
Product: FMRFamide
Source: RefSeq, marked provisional